AAGCUGUGUUUAAUUAUUUAAAAAGAGAGUCCCCAAAAUAAGGGACGCGAACGGGUGUGUUUGGAAGUGAAGAUAAUAAAUAAACGUGUUAUUGGCAUAAAUGGGCGCCUCUUGUCUCGAUUGCGCCUCUUCCCAGCAGAUCUUUUUUCGUGAUUACAGAGUGAAAAAGUGAGUAUUUUUUAAGAAAACGCUCUGUAAGUAGGUUUUGGUGGAACUCUGGCUGCGAUGUUGGACCUGGUUUAUGUAUCUGUAAUUUCCAUGGAUUUAUUAGGUCACAGGCCAUCGUAACUCGUAUUUUAAUUAAUUGGGGGAUUUUUUAUGAAACAACCUUGAGUUUGAAGGCCGUGGCUUGUUGAAUCGAGUUGAGCAUCAGAGGCUUAAAUAACCCAGAGCUGCUCGUUUCAUAAUAAAGUUUCGAAGCCACAGUUGCUUAGGAAGUAGCUAUAUUGCAGUUAAUUCACACCAGGUCCCUUAAACCAGGAAACAUAGUGCAGGCCAUAGAUAUAAAGGCCUUGGAAACUUACGUUUAGGAGUUCCUAUCGGCGUUUGUGAUGCCCGGUAUUUCAAAGCUGGGGCCCGAUGAAUGCAAUAAGUUGGAAACAACUGAUGAAUAUAAGAGCAAGAGUAACCUAACCGAAGCCCUGAAAUGGCCAAGGGGGACUGUCGUUCCAGGUAGGGGCUUCCUGAGCCUAGCCACGGAUCAUGGCGAAAAGGGAAGCCAUGAGAGUGACCAUGAUUUAGCUGCUAUGGUGAGGGAUUUUAUCGAGAAUGGAAGCGUAGGCCAAGAUGGUAAUUGCCACAGCAGUGAUAGUGAUUCAGGCUCAACCAGCAUUCUAAAGCUUGGAGAAAGUAUCAAGGCCCUGAAAAAUUCAAUGAUGCCAAUGGAGAGUGAUUUGCUUUACCUGAUCAGUGUUGUCAUUGCAUCCAUCAAGGACUCAGAUUUUCUUUGCUCUAGGGAUGGUAGUUGUAAGGGUAGCUGCAUCAGAAAGCUGUUAGUGAAACAUUUGAAGUCCUAUGGUUAUAAUGCUGCAGUCUGCAGGUCAAAGUGGAAAAUAUCUGAUAAAGUUCCGGGAGGCGAGUAUGAAUAUGUGGAUGUAAUACUGGAAGGAGAUGAAAAGGCCCCAGAGCGUCUGAUUAUAGAUAUUGACUUUCAAAGUCACUUUGAGAUUGCAAGGCCCAUAGUUUCCUACGACACAAUACUGAAAUCUCUUCCUGUGAUCUAUGUGGGUGGUCUGGUAAAGCUUGAACGUAUGUUGCAACUGUUGGUUGAAGCUGCAAAAUUUUCUCUGAAGCAGAAUUCUAUGCCUAUCCCACCAUGGAGAACGCUUGGAUAUCUGAGGGCAAAAUGGUUUUCGCCCUAUGAUAGAGUGGUUGUGGAUACUCACAGCAAACUUCAUAGGGCAGGCUUCAAUAUGGAGUGGAGAAUUACUGAUAUUCAUCCAAAGGAAGGCCAAUGCAGGGAGCAAUUGAGGAGGUUGAAGGCCUCUCUGCCUCCUGAAGCAGAAUCUGGACGUGUGUUGAUGACCAAAUCAAUUGAAAGGAAUAGGGGCAUUCUGACCGACAUGAAGUCAAACAUUUUGAAGUUUUGAAGAGAGAAUUCCAAUUUUGAAAUAUGAUUAGUAAUGCGUGCAGAGUGUGAUCCUAUUUAUUUAUUUAUUUAUCUUCAUAUAAGGCUUGCAUGUAUAUUUCCGGCUUCAUGGUAAUACCAGUAAUAUGCAGAGUUUUCAGCAAGUUCUUGAGGUUCUUAGAAGUUCAUGUUAUUUGUUUUGCCCUUCGCAGAAAUUAAGUGGAGGAGCUUUCAACAAUUAAGGCUAUAGAUUAUAGACUAGUUAUAUGGUGUCAUUCUUUCAGCAGUAGAUUGGAAGAGACUCGUCUCUACUGUCUUCUUGCAAACAAUAAAAGUUGAGCUAGUUGUUGCAGUAAGUGUUGUUGAAAAUAACGGCAGGACUACAUUGGAUAUCAUCUUUUAUGUCAUACGAGGCAUUCUUUACCAGCUUAUUAAAGCAGGGGCUGUAGUUUUUAACUAUGCAGAGAUGGCUUAAUCAGCUUCACUUAAGUGCUUCAAAGAAGUCUUGGUGAAGUUUGUUUAUUUUCUCAGCUGUGUGUUGGCCGGACUACAUUGGAUAGCAUCUUUUAUGUCAUAUGAGGCAUUCUUUACCAGCUUAUUAAAAAAGGGGCUGUAGUUUUUAACUAUGCAGAGAUGGCUUAAUCAGCUUUACUUAAGUGCUUCAGAGAAGUCUUGGUGAAGUUUGUUUAUUUUCUCAGCUGUGUUUUCGAAGUACACCUCUUUAUUAUGAAUAAAAAUCCUCUCUCUCUUUAAGGUACAAAUUA
This is a messenger RNA of Cryptomeria japonica (Japanese cedar), 2331 nucleotides long. RefSeq lists its product as uncharacterized. The coding region runs from base 552 to 1589 and encodes 345 amino acids. NCBI's taxonomy places the organism in Eukaryota, Viridiplantae, Streptophyta, Pinopsida, Cupressales, Cupressaceae. The record is from RefSeq and is a predicted model, not a curated record. The transcript has 5 exons.